AGCCUGACCUUUUGGUUAAUAUAAACAGCUAUUCUCCCCCAGUCUUAUAUCAUCAGUUUCCUCUUUCUAGCUGGCCAAACACUCCCUCAAAAGCAAAGGAAGUCUCGAGUACACUCCCUCACCGAUGGCUUGCGCAAGCUCAGCUUUGAGAAUCAUCUCUUCCUCGGCCAAACUAGCCAACCCAAGAUCACAGUACACCUCUUUGCCCACCAACACACUCAUACCCAUCAAGCUCUCAAACCCCUCUCUCACCGACAGCCUGAAACUCCGAUCAUCCACUACACAAAACCCCAAAUUCUCGCUAUCCAGAAGAUCAUUCACUUGCAAAAGCCAGAUCGACCCAUCCGAGCCUUCUAGACCCGCCAAAGUCCAGGAACUUCACGUGUACGAGUUCAACGAGCGUGAUCGUGGAAGCCCUGCCUACCUACGAUUGAGCCAGAAAUCGGUCAAUGCCCUCGGCGAUCUAGUCCCUUUCAGUAACAAGUUGUAUACUGGAGACCUGCAAAAACGAGCGGGGAUCACAGCGGGACUAUGCAUUUUGAUAGAAAACAAGCCGGAAAAGAAAGGCGACCGGUACGAGGCGAUAUACAGCUUUUACUUCGGGGACUACGGUCACAUAUCGGUGCAGGGAGCGUAUUUGACGUACGAGGAUACGUACCUGGCGGUGACAGGCGGAUCGGGUGUGUUCGAGGGGGCGUAUGGCCAGGUGAAGCUUCAGCAGAUUGUAUUCCCCUUUAAACUCUUCUACACGUUUUACCUCAAGGGCAUCAAGGACCUUCCCCAGGAGCUUAUUGUCAAGCCCGUCGAGCCCAACCUCGGCGUCGAGCCCAUCGCUCCGGCCAAGGCCUGCGAGCCCCACGCCACCCUUCCCAACUUUACUAACUGAUGAUGAUGAUGAUGGCACUGGCCUUUGUGCUUUUGGCGAAUUCCUGUUGGAAUCGAGUGUUUUUUUUUUUUUAAAUGCGAAAUUGGUUGAAUUUAGAAGCAUUGCUUACAGAAGAUUUUAGAGAAGCAUGUAUGAAAGUGGAAUGGGCUUGUUGGUUGAGAUGGAAAUCAGGAUGGUGAUUGCCCACCACCUUCAUUUUGUUA
Molecule: messenger RNA, 1089 nt
Organism: Juglans microcarpa x Juglans regia
Lineage: Eukaryota; Viridiplantae; Streptophyta; Magnoliopsida; Fagales; Juglandaceae
Product: allene oxide cyclase, chloroplastic-like
Exons: 3
Coding region: 125-886 (253 amino acids)
Biological process (GO): jasmonic acid biosynthetic process
Molecular function (GO): allene-oxide cyclase activity
Source: RefSeq, a predicted model, not a curated record